Molecule: messenger RNA, 1626 nt
Organism: Psilocybe cubensis
Lineage: Eukaryota; Fungi; Basidiomycota; Agaricomycetes; Agaricales; Agrocybaceae
Exons: 7
Coding region: 1-1626 (541 amino acids)
Biological process (GO): transcription open complex formation at RNA polymerase II promoter; transcription initiation at RNA polymerase II promoter
Cellular component (GO): transcription factor TFIIE complex
Source: RefSeq, a predicted model, not a curated record
AUGGCGACCAAAGAGGAUCAAGAAACCCUUCGCCUCCUCGUACAGCAUGUCUCAAGAGCAUUCUAUGAGCCCAAAUUCACCAUCAUCAUGGACCAGCUCGCACGGCAUCCUGUUCUGAAAGACGAUGAUUUGGCGGGGAGGAUGGGUCUUCAACCCAAGGAGCUGAACAAGGUCAUAGCAGUGUUGUCAAAUGACUCACUUGUUAAAAUAUACCGUCAAAAUGAACUCAAGGAAGGUGCUCAACGCAGUGUCGGAAAGCAAUAUUACUACAUCGACUACGAGCAUUUUUGCAACGUAGUCAAGUGGCGUAUCGCAAAGAUGAGGCACAUCAUCGAUUCUACACUGCGUAACGAGCUGGAUAACAAAGGCUAUAUAUGCCCCCAGUGCAAGCAAUCGUACUCGCCACUUGAAGUGGACAAGUUGAUGGACUUCACACAGGGAAUUCUAGUCUGUGAAAUAUGUCACGCGGAGGUGGUUGACAAUGAGAAUGCGGAAAGCGUGUUGGGGAGUAAGGAUCGGAUGCAACGGUUUAACAACCAGAUGCGGUUCAUCCGCGAGGGAUUGCAAAAGAGCGAGGCAAUGGUGUUGCCUGCUUUCGACGUGGCGGCGUGGAUUAAGAACAACCCCUCCGAAUCGGAUAAGAAGAACGCCGUUGCGGGCGGACCCGGGCUGAAAGUUGCAGGUGCAGAUGGCAGCAGGAAAGAGGACGAGGGUGUGGGUGUGAUGAUGGCGAUGGACAAGGACGAGUCGACACGACGUCUCGAGCGGGACGCACAGGCCGAGGUUAAACGUCAGCAGAAUGCGCUCCCUAGCUGGCAUCUCAAGAGCACUAUCACGGGUGAUCUCACGGCGCUCGGUGUGAAGGAAAGUAACCGUGAGGCGGCAGCGGCACUUAGUAUGGCUGCAGGACAACUGGCAAACGAUGACAGCAUACUAAAGGGAUUGGGAGUGAUUGGUGGCGGACCGAGUAGGAAUCAAUUACAGGGUGUACAAAACAGUGUUGUGGGCGGUGUCGAAGAUGUUAAACCUUCAAUUAAUGUAGAAUCUGAUUUUUACGACCAAUAUUACGCCAGUCUUGCAGCCUCCUCGGCAGCUGCCUCCGCGCAACCUACACCAACUGCAACAGGGCUUCCCUCAUCUUCCUCGAAUUCGCCUGACUAUGCCAACGGCUUCUCGCACGUCAACGAAGAGGAGGACGAGGACAAAAAACCGAAUGUUGAGUACCUCGACUCACUAAACGCCUAUCGAAAGCGGUCACGUAGCCAAGAAGAUAUCGGUGCGGGGGGUAAAGCAAAAGUGGCGAAGAUGGAUAAUGGUAUAGUGAAUGGGUACAUGAAUGGGUAUGGUGGCGGAAUUAAUGGACAUGUUAAUGGAAAUGGCCAUGCGGUGGUCAAUGGACUUGUGAAUGGGUACGAAAACGGACAUGGACAUGUAGUGGAUGAAGCGCAGGAUGCGAUAAUGGAGAGCCAAGGCGAAAGUGUGCCUGGCACAGAGCUGGACGACGAUCCAAUAGUCAUGGUAAAUGGAACCCCAAAGCCAUACUCGCAGGUGACGGAAGAAGAUCAUGACUUGAUGACUCCGGACGAGUAUACGGCGUAUUUCGAAAUUGUGCAGGAGCGAUCAUAA